AUGAAAUCCUCCGAUAAUAUCUGGAGCUCCGGUCUGGGAGCCAUCCAGUCCAACACAAUGGUUACAAACAAUACCUGGCCCGAGGAGUUGAUUCCGAACGUCCUUCUAGCUAAUAUCCCUCAGCUCAUCUACUCCUUUCUCUAUGUCCUAUGCAACGGCAUUCUGACAAGCAUAACUCUGGCAGACGAAUGGAACUCCUUCUCCCUCCGCAGCCAGGGGCUCCGCGUUUCAGCGUCUCCCGGGGGACAUCAGCGGACAUCGCGGUUCCUGUCUCUGCCCUACUGCUAUGGGAUACCUUUUAUUACCUUUUCAGCAUUGCUGCACUGGCUUAUCUCCCAGAGUAUAUUCCUAGUGCGCGCUAAUGUCUAUGAUGGCGAGAAUAAGAGGGCAUUUGACCAUGAUGUUAUGGCACUGGGAUAUUCGCCGCUCGCAAUUGUUAUUACAGUAUGCGUGGCCGUACUUUUACCAGCGGCUUUAUAUUUCAUGGGUUCCAGGCGCUUUAAAUCAGGCAUGCCAGUCGCCGGGAGCUGCAGUCUUGCUAUUUCUGCAGCUUGUCAUCCGUGCGAUAAAAAGGGAGACGGUGCCGAUGGCAAAUUGCAGGGUAUCGAAUAUCGACUUCUGCGAUGGGGUGCUGAGCCUUGUCUGCCAGGAGCUGGAGAGAUUGGGCACUGCGCCUUUUCGGAUGCGCAUGUCACCACGCCGGAGGACGGAGUGCUAUACCGGUGA
This is a messenger RNA of Aspergillus puulaauensis, 726 nucleotides long. RefSeq lists its product as uncharacterized. Bases 1 to 726 code for a protein of 241 amino acids. Lineage: Eukaryota; Fungi; Ascomycota; Eurotiomycetes; Eurotiales; Aspergillaceae. The transcript has a single exon. The record is from RefSeq and is a predicted model, not a curated record.